Molecule: messenger RNA, 3882 nt
Organism: Populus euphratica (Euphrates poplar)
Lineage: Eukaryota; Viridiplantae; Streptophyta; Magnoliopsida; Malpighiales; Salicaceae
Product: Protein kinase superfamily protein
Exons: 18
Coding region: 116-3565 (1149 amino acids)
Biological process (GO): peptidyl-serine phosphorylation; intracellular signal transduction
Molecular function (GO): ATP binding; protein serine/threonine kinase activity
Source: RefSeq, a predicted model, not a curated record
AAUUUUCUCUCAAGUUUCUCUCUUCUAUGGAAAUGGAAUUUCCUUAGAUUUCCAGCAGGUAGAAGAGAGAAACUCAAUCUUUUUAGAGGUCGCAUUUCCACGGAUCAUCGAUGACAUGUUUCCGUUACAAAAAGAUCACAAGAGCAAAACGAGUGUCAACUGGUUUGUUACUUUUUUCCUCGAAGAAAUUUCUAAGAUGACGGAACCGAGCAGCCAGGAAUCAACAGCAGAGGCUAAUAAUGGAAUUCCAACGGGGUUGAAUCGGAUUAAGACUCGGCGAGUACCUUCGAAGGAACAACUGAGUUCAAAACCUGACGAGUUGACUGAGUCUAAGACUCAUGUUGUAGCUUCUUCAAGGCCUCCUGUGAAGGAUAAACAGAAACCGAUGGCUCAGGGUCGUGGAAAGAACGCUUCUUUCAAAGCAGAUUCCCGUAAAGGAAAGAGCAUAGCUCAAUGGAUCACAUCUUAUUUAUCAAAGGAAUCCAUUCAAGUUAUUAAUGAUGUUUCUCCAAAUGUUGAGGAGGGGAAUUUGGAAGCUAAGACACCUGAUAGAAAGGAGCGUGCAGGAACUGAAUUUACCGGUGCAUGCAAUUAUUUAAAUGAGGAAAUCUCUUCAUCAGAGAAUCCAAACCGGAGUAAAGUUUCAAAAGGCUUAAAAAGCUUUUCUCAUGAAUUAGGACCAAAGGGUGGCAUUCCUCCUGCCCAACCACGGGCUCAUAGCUACAGUGAUUUGAAGGAGCUGUUGGGUUCACUGCAUUCAAGAUUUGAUGCUGCUAAAGCAGUAGCAAACACAGAGCUGGCUAGUUUAAUCGGGGAUGCCAUGGAUGUCCUUGAGAAAACUGACUUCUCCUUGCAAGAAGAGCGGAAAUUGGCUGUAGAUCUUCUGACACUGUCUCAAUUCUGUAUGGAGAUGAAGUGUUCACAGUUUCGCAUGAAAUGUGAAGAUAUUGUUCAAGAUCUGACAGAGAAAAGGCAACAGUGUCAAACAGGAAUCCUCAAGUGGCUGUUUACUCGCAUGCUUUUCAUAUUGACACGCUGCACAAGACUAUUACAGUUCCAGAAAGACAGUGAACCAAUUGAUGAGAAAUCUCUUCGGAAAUUGAAAAAAUGUCUGGAAAGUGUCCCUUCUGUUGAAAUGAGCUGGGCUGCCAAGCGUGGGAUUGCUGAUUCUGAUAAUGGUUAUGCUUUAAAUCAGAAAGUUGAUGUAAAGCAAAAGUUGGAGGGACAGAUUACUGCUUCUCUCCCUGCAGAAAUAUGUUGCUGCUCUGUACAGCCAGCUGAUCAGAGUGACUUAAAUUCCAACAAGGAUUCUCUGUUUUUGGAACAAAAGUUGCAAUCACAAAAAUCCAAAAAUGACUCAGUUUCACAAGUGCAACAUUUUUGUCAGGGAAAUAACAGGUCUGCUGGGAAUAUUAGUUACAAUCAGAACUGUAGUUCGCUUCAUGAGCAGGGACAAAAUUUAGAUGAUCCUAUUGACAACCAGGGGCGAGUUUUAGAUGGAUCUGAUUUAGUAAUCUGUAGGAUAUGCGAAGAAAUUGUUCCAAUUUCUCAUCUCGAAUCCCAUUCUUAUAUAUGUGCAUAUGCGGAUAAAUGUGACUUGAAUUUCGUAGACAUAGAUGAACGCCUUUCAAACCUUGAAGAGAUACUGGAGCAGAUUAUUGACUCUCGCAAUAUGAAUUUUCAUCCAUCAUAUGGCAGUCCUGAAAAUUUGAGAGUACAAAGUACAAACUCUGUCAUUACUGAAGGUCAGUCUCCCAAAACAAGUGAAUGGAGAAAUAGAGGCGUUGAAGGGAUGUUUGAGGACAUACAUGAGAUGGACACUGCCUUUAUAGAUGAUUCUCACUCCCCCUCUGUUAACUUUAAAGGCCACUUGGGUGCAAAGUUACCCAACCAUGGUGCACCCUCAUCAGCUGGGAGCAUGACAUCGAUUUCCUCUGCAAAUACCCCCAGGGCUGGUCAUUUUGAUUCCUUCUGGUUAGAGCACAACAAUCCUUCUGAGCUAGAAGAUGUCCAGCAGAUGAUUGACCUAGCAGACAUAGCACGCUGUGUGGCAGGCACUGAUCUUUCAAAAGAAGGGUCAUCUGAAUUUUUGCUCGCUUGUAUGCAAGAUUUGCAGGAUGUUUUACAGCAUAGCAAACUCAAAGCUCUUGUAAUUGACACUUUUGGAGGCCGAAUAGAGAAACUUCUGCGGGAAAAGUAUAUACUUGCUUGUGAUUUAAUGGAUACAAAAAGUCCAAUUAUUGAUGAGAGAUCCAAGGAAAACUUGAGACUUCCAUUUGAUAAUGCAUCUCAAAGCAGUGCGGCCUCUACACCUGUGCAUGUAUCAAAUAAAGAGCGGACAAGCAUUGAUGAUUUUGAAAUCAUUAAACCAAUUAGUAGAGGUGCCUUUGGAAAAGUCUUUCUUGCACGCAAACGAACAACAGGAGAUCUAUUUGCAAUAAAGGUGCUCAAGAAAUUGGAUAUGUUACGCAAGAAUGAUGUUCAGCGCAUAUUAGCAGAGCGUAACAUAUUGAUAACGGUUCGGAACCCAUUUGUGGUUCGAUUUUUUUAUUCAUUCACCUGCAGAGAUAACCUGUAUCUCGUUAUGGAGUAUCUUAUUGGAGGUGAUCUAUACUCUUUGCUGAGAAAAGUUGGUUGCCUUGAGGAAGAUAUAGCUCGUAUAUAUAUUGCAGAACUGGUUCUUGCUUUAGAGUAUCUCCAUUCUCAUGGAAUUGUGCAUCGUGAUCUGAAACCAGACAAUAUAUUGAUUGCACAUGAUGGGCACAUCAAGCUUACAGACUUCGGAUUAUCAAAAAUUGGCCUUAUAAACAGCACCAUUGAUUUAUCAGGACCGGAUAUAGAUAGAAAUGUACCUUCAGAUCCUCCUAAUCCAAAUGCUCAACAAACAGAGGACAGAAAUCGGCACUCAGCAGUUGGGACGCCUGACUAUCUUGCCCCUGAAAUUCUUCUUGGAACUGAGCAUGGUUAUGCUGCAGAUUGGUGGUCUGUUGGAAUAAUCUUAUUUGAAUUUAUAACUGGAAUUCCACCUUUCACUGCUGAACGUCCUGAGAUAAUCUUUGACAACAUUCUUAAUAGAAAAAUCCCUUGGCCUUCUGUUCCUGAUGACAUGUCAUAUGAGGCCCAAGACUUGAUCAACAGGUUGAUUAUUCAUAAUCCAAGUCAACGGUUAGGAGCAAAUGGAUCGACAGAGGUCAGAGCACAUCCUUUUUUCAGAGGAGUUGAUUGGGACAACCUUGCACUGCAAAAGGCUGCCUUUGUUCCAAACCCUAACAGUGUAGAUGACACAAGCUAUUUUGUGUCAAGGUUUCCUCAAAUGUCUGUUGGAAUGCCAAAUGAUAAAGCUAGUAGCCAUUCUGACAGCGACAUGCAUGACUCAUCUUCAAAUUCUGGUGUUGAGAUGGAUGAAUGUGGUGACCUUGCAGAUUUUGAUUCUUCUCCACUUGAUCUCUCAUUGAUAAAUUUCUCUUUCAAGAAUCUGUCACAAUUGGCGUCCAUCAAUCAUGACGUGCUCUUAGGAAAGGAUCCUGCAAAGUUCUCUCCAUCUAGAGCUGCGCCAAACACAUAGUUUACGGUAGUGUUUCGUGAUGGAUACAUUCUUACAGGUAACAGUGUUCAUAACGAUUAUUUGCUAGGGAAAUCAAGUGAGAGGAGCUGCAAUUGUUACUCAGUCCUCUCCCCCUCGUAUAAAUCGCAGCUCAUAGCUUUGAUCAUGUAGGAAUGAAAGGGGAAGAUGUCUUUUCUUGUUGUAAAUAUAUAGUUAAAUCAAAAGAAAAGCAUUAUUCUUUUUCAUUGCUUUAAUUUAGUUGAGAAUUCACCGACUGAAUUUGUUGGGACGAAAGCAAGCACUCCCUAGAAAUGUCAGGAUUCUCUUUUUUGCGGUCC